Molecule: messenger RNA, 803 nt
Organism: Pseudomyrmex gracilis
Lineage: Eukaryota; Metazoa; Arthropoda; Insecta; Hymenoptera; Formicidae
Product: myb-like protein W
Exons: 3
Source: RefSeq, a predicted model, not a curated record
UUUAAAGUGUAAAAUAUUAGAAGUUCAAAAUGGUGUGGAAAUGCUGUGUGCCAGGAUGUACAUUAUCAGGCAAAUUUCCAGUACAUCGAUUUCCAUCGGAAUCCACUAAAGCAGAAGUCUGGUUGAGGAUAAUUAAAAGAACCGAUAUGAUUGNUGCAUGCAAAGAAGCAAUGACCAAAUUAAGAAUUUGUACUGAACAUUUUUCAGAAGAUAUGAUAAAAUCUUAUGGAGUUCGGAGAAAUUUAAUAGAAAAUGCUAUACCUAACAAAAACUUGCCUUUAGAUGAUAAUGAUAAUAAUAAUGAUAAUACUAAUGACAAUAUAGAAGUAGAAAAUAUUGAAAAUAAUGAAAGCAGUAAUUUGCCAAAUAAUGAUAAUAGUAAUGAAAAUAGUCAAAAUAAUCAAAAUUCAAAUUAUGUAAAUGAAAAUGUAUCUUCUGAUAAUGUUCAGAACAAAGAAAGUUUGGCCGCUACAUCCAUGAAGCGGAAUCCUUUAGUAACAGCCAUAAAAAGAAGAUACAUUAAACAACUGAACAAGAAGAAGGCAGCAGUGAAGAAACUGAAAAAAAUAAUAAAACAGCAGCGAAAAAAUAAUUGGGAGGACAUAACGAAGAACAUGAACAACACGCAACGUAUUUUUUUGGAAAUGAUUCUUAGAAAUCGUAAAUAUAAAUCACAGAUUAUUAUACCAUCUCUGGAUGAGGAACUUUGUACUGAAGAACACAAGUAUGUGAUGGAAAAAGAAAUGCAAAUGAACGAGAUAUUUCAUCAUCACCAUAGUGAUAAAUACAAUGUCACUCAAAUU